AUGGAGGCAACUGUCACAAACAAACGUUUGCAUAUUAUCCUCCGACAUCCAAUGCAACUCUGUCGUAGAGCCGGCCUUUUCCCCGUAGAGGGCUUAGAUAAGGAAACUAUUACCAAGUUAAGAUUCAAUAUGAGCACGGUUUAUGCUUUGUAUCACGUCGCAACGCUAGUUUCUCAGAUGACAUUAGCAUGUUUAAGCAUUUAUUAUUUCUUCAAAAACGAUCUUAGGCUUGAUAACUUAAAAAAUCUUUUAUUUUACAUAACCGGUUUGAUAUCCGCGUUUCUUCUAUUGAAACUGGCGAAAAAUUGGCCACGACUCAUAAGGCGAGCUAGUCACAUCGAGCAGCUUGUUGCUGAGGUUCAACAGGACACGAGCAAGGGCUGGAAACAGGAUAAAAUUGUUUAUGGUGUGAUGCUAUUUGCAUUAUUGGAACAUAUUCUAUCAAUAACAUUCCAAAUGAAACUCGUUAUGCAUUGUAACCACGAUUUCAAGAUUGAUCUUAAUUUAAUAAAGAAUUAUUUUAUAAGAACGACACCUGUCGUUUUUGGUAUAACAACAUACACGGAAUGGAAGGCAAUUUUGUACGAGAUUGCGAAUUUACAAGCUACUUUCCUUUGGAAUAUUACCGACGCCAUCACAAUGUGUACUAGCUUGUACCUCGCUUCAUAUUUUCAAGAUUUAAACAAACUCAUCGAACGACAGGAAAAACAGAAUGCUGUCAACUGGAAAGAGAUACGGGUGUUUUAUUCGUAUUUGGUGGAACUCGUGAACGCAGUGGACGAAAACAUGUGCUACUUGAUUCUGAUGUCGUUCUUCACUAACCUUUUUUUUAUUUGCAUCCAAUUAUAUUAUUUGACAAAGGUAUUUGACAGUUGGGAACAUACGCUGUACUACGCGUUUUCUUUCAUUUUCUUAUUUACCAGAGCAAGCGUCACGUCACUAUUGGCUGCGAAUAUUAAUACUCUCGCCCAACAACCGUUGAUCGUUUUGCAAAACGUUUCGCCAUCGGAAUAUACUAUUGACGUGCAGAGAUUCAUCCGUCAAAUCCGUUACACAACAACAGCAUUAAGUGGAUUAUUCUUUUACGUAACCAGAGGAAUGAUUAUCACGGUAUCUUAUUCUUAA
Vanessa atalanta (red admiral) is the source of this 1125-nucleotide messenger RNA. RefSeq names its product gustatory receptor for sugar taste 64f-like. The transcript is spliced from 8 exons. The record is from RefSeq and is a predicted model, not a curated record. Gene Ontology annotation, biological process: sensory perception of chemical stimulus; detection of chemical stimulus involved in sensory perception of taste. Bases 1 to 1125 code for a protein of 374 amino acids. Gene Ontology annotation, cellular component: membrane. Gene Ontology annotation, molecular function: taste receptor activity. NCBI's taxonomy places the organism in Eukaryota, Metazoa, Arthropoda, Insecta, Lepidoptera, Nymphalidae.